GGUGUAGUGGUGCUGCUGGUGUUGUUGUGUGUUGUUUGGCUGGUGGAGCAUGAGCCACACUCGAGCCGUCGUUGAAGCAAAAGAAAGAAGAUCUACUAUCUUUUUUGGCGCAGGACGUCGUCGUCGUGUUGGUGUUUCAACUUUUCACCAAGGAGCCAAUUUCAGUUCAACGACUACCGACGUUGGAAACUGUUUGCACACUUUUGUGCCGUGAUUGCGCUAGAUACAGUGUUGUUGGCCCUUUUAAAAAGGCCCUGCAAAAUUCAUAGUGCGUCCAACUUGAGUGAAAUAAUAACAUCCACAAUAAGAGACCGACCGACGUGAUGGACCAAUAACUUGGACCACCCCUCGCCUUUUUGGAUUCUGCUGAACUACGACGAGGCGAAUUCAACCGAGCAAACAUCAUCAUCAAUUUCAACCAGACACAAGGUGCUGGGGAGAAUAAACCAUGGCCGGAAGACAGAAUGCCCUCCUGUCCAGCAUGGUCAGUGAGUUGAAACAAAAGACGAGCAGCAUGAGUCAAUCGAUGAGCAGCGAUGAACAACAUCAGCAAAUGUCGUCAUCUUCAUCCGUCCGGACAUCCGUGACUUCCAGCUCGGCUUCUUAUUCGACUGCCACCGCCGAAGGACAGAACUUGGCCGAAAUUUACGCAUCGCUACAGGAGCAGUUCACGGGCAGCAGCAGCACCAGCAUUUCCCAGGCUACGACCAACACUCAAUACGUCUCCAGCCACUUGGAUUUGGGAAUUGACGAGGAUGAAGGAACCACCGCUUUGCUGGACAACAGCGCAGCCAAGCACAAGAUGGCCGUUCGUCCGCAGCGCAAAAGGCGUUCUGAAUCGCGUCAAAGGGACGGCAAUCAAGGAGAAGAGGCCGGAAUCGAAUCCAGCCAGCAGAGCGACGUCCAGGUGGAAGAGAGCGUCAAAAAGAUCAAAUCUUCGACGGACGAAGAAGCCGAGACCAGCAAACAAAGGGGAUACCGGCGGACUCGUUCAGGCCGCCAAUUGGUCACCUUCGAUCCUGUUGCCAAACGAGAGGCCGUCGUCAAGGAGCUGGUGGAAACGGAGGAGGAAUUCGUGACCGAUAUGGAACACGUAGUCAACGUCUACUACCGCCAGAUGGAUCAUCCGUCCACUCCGAGGAAAGUCAGCGACCAGCGAGAUACCCUUUUCGGUCCAUUCAAACAAAUUCAAGAGUUUCACAAGAGUGUUCUCCUGGAAGGCCUGAAAUAUUACGCAAACGAGCCCCAAAGGCUGGGCAGAACGUUUCUUCGAUUGGAGCGGGAUUUCGACAAACACGCCCAAUAUUAUGGCGACGAGCCCAAAUCGCAGGAACUUUUACGUGAAGACAAACACCUGAGGGAAUUUUUCGAGGAAUACAGUCACCGGAUCGGCGACAACAAACGAUUGGGCGAAUACCUCAAGUUGCCCAUUCAGCGCAUCAACGACUUCCAGGUUCUCCUCCAGGAUCUGAUAACGCAUUCGCGAGAACUGCGCGAGGACACGAAGGAUUUGCAAAAGGCUCACGAGUUUAUGCUGGCCUUGCCCCAGCGGCUGACUGAUUCGAAAUUCAUCGAGAACCUAUCCGGAUACAAGGGCAACAUCCACAAGUUAGGACGACUUUUACGACACAGCUGGUGGACGGUGACAGACAGUCGUGGACGGGCUAGAGAACGUUACCUGUUUCUCUUCAAGGCUCGCAUUUUGGUGACGAAGGUGAGACGAGUCACCGACGAUCGAAACCUUUUCCUCCUCAAGGAUAUCAUCAGGUUGCCAGACGUCGAGGUCAAAGUUCGCCAAGAAGAAGGAGAUUCCUGCAGUUUUGAUUUGAUCCAUUCGGAUCCGCGUUUCGUCCGCUACCCGCUCAAUUUACGCUGCACGGAUCGAUCCAUUCACGACGAUUGGCUGAUUGAAAUACGCAACUACGCCGCUCACGCUAUCGCCUUACAGGAACACGCCGAAGACGAUUUGCAAGUCGACGGUCCGGGUGAAACUGACAACGAAGCCGACGAUCCUGUCGUUCCACCUCCAGUUCAAACGAAACCGACGCAGUUGAAACCGGUAACUGCUGCACCAUCCGACCCAGCGGGACAACAGGAUUCCGCUCAGAUCGCCAAAAAGAUCAAGGACCUCAUUCACUUGAAAGGAGUUGCACAUUCAGUCCCGCAGACGAUCCCUCUGCAAUCGCCCAUCACCGAAAAAGCUCCUCCGGGCGAAAUCGAUCUUCAGCGAUCCGAUUCUGUCGAUUCAAUCAAAAGGGGCAGCGCCAGCAUCCGCUCGGCAUCACAGGCUUCUUUAUCCGAAUAUCAAUCGUUGGGUUCGCUUCGUGAAAGUGAUCCCCCAAGCGACGCAAGCGACGCCACUCUCUUCGCUUCGAUGGCCGAACCCAUACCUGAAAUGGCGGCCGAGCCGCUGCCCGGUCGACCCCGUUUCUCUCGCACCAUUCACGGAAACUUUUGCGAACCCGGUGAGAAAGCGACGUUUGACUGCGCCCUAGAAGCCGACGCUCCUGCCCAGGUGACUUGGCUGCGUAACAACAAGCCGCUGGACGAUCGUUUUGCCGACCGCAUCGUGACCACGUCCAAAGGCCGGAAGCACAGUCUGCAAAUGAUGAACUGCCGACUGGACGACAGUGGACUCUACACCGUCGUGGCCUCCAACGAGGACGGAUCGGCCACUUGCUCGGCUUCUUUAGUCGUCCAAGUCCUGACUCCCGACGAGCGUGAAAAAAUGGCCCAGCAAAAGUGCCCCGUCUUCCUUGUCGUAUUGCACGACACGGAACUGAUCGAAGGAACUUCUGUCCGCUUCAUGAUCAAAGUCAAAGGCGAUCCCAUCCCGAAUGUCGAAUUUAAAAAGGAUGGCAAGAAAGUGGUGGAAUCCGAUCGGAUCAAAGUCAUCAACGAUCAAGCGGCCACCGGAUUUUUCGAGCUGGUCAUCUGUCAAGUGAACGAAUCCGAUGCCGGCGAGUAUACGUGCAAGGCCCUCAACCGUUUCGGUGAAGCCACUUCAACAGCCAAAGUCACCGUUACCACUGAAAACGAAGUUUUCAGUCUGCUGGCCAACCAGGGCCUUUUGGCCCCCGGUGAGAAACCCGAGUUCCAGUGGUACAAGGACGGCGCCGCUUAUGAUCCCGAGGAGCGAUUCAAAGUCACUUACGAGGACGAAGCCGACACUUUGGCAUUGGUUUUCCAACACGUCAAACCGGAAGACGCUGGACUCUACACUUGCGUGGCGGCCACCAGCAGCGGCAAAAUCUCCUGCAGCGCUGAAUUGACCGUUCAAGGAGCCGUGCACCAUUUGCUGCGUGAGCCUGAAGCUCCUACAAUCACCAUGGACCUGGCGGACACUGAGGUCAGCUGCGGUGGAUCCGCCAUGCUGGAACUUAAAUUCAAGGGAUUCCCUAAACCUAAAAUGGUCUGGACGAAGAGCAACGGGGAUGUAGUCACGGCCGGAGGUCGUUUCCGCUUCCUCUUUGAGGAUGAGGAGACGAUUGCGCUCAUCAUUAAAAAUGUCGACCACAGCGACGCUGGUCUCUACAAAGUGACGGCCACCAACGACCUCGGCGAAGCGACAACCGAAGGCCGUCUGUUGGUCAAAGCUCCGCCCAAGUUCAGGAAGAAGAUGCAAGACAUGGCCUGCAUGACGGAGGAGCCCUUCAAAAUGUCGGUGGAAGUCGAAGGAUCGCCCACCCCCGAACUCAAAUGGUACAAGGACGGCCAGAUGAUCAUCGAAUCGGAGCGCAUCAAAAUCGUCAAAGAGUCGGAGGACGUUUUCUCUCUUUUCAUCGAGAAAGUAACGAUCGAAGACAGCGGCUCCUACUCCGUCGUCGCUUCCAACUCGCUCGGACAAAUGUCCGACUUUUGGCAAAUGGUGGCCAACGCUCCGCCCGCAUUCAUCAAGCAGUUGCUCAAGACCUACGAAGUGGACGAAAGCGAAUCCAUCACCUUCCAGGUGCAAGUGGAGGGAAACCCAAUGCCAGAAGUCAAAUGGGUCAAGGAUGGCAAACAGGUGAAGAACGACAGAGAUGCCGUCAUCAUCAAACAGGACGGAAAUGUCCACUCCCUGACCGUCAAUGGAAUCAAACGCGGUGAUUCGGGCAAAUACUCUUGCGUCAUAACCAACACUCACGGCGCCAAGGAAAACACUUCCGACUUGAAGGUGCGCUGCAAGCCCGAAAUCACGCAAUCGCUCAAGGAUGUGGAAGCCAAAGCGGGCGAGAAGGAUGUGACUUUCGUCCUGAAGGCCAACGCCUACCCUGAACCCAAAAUCAAAUGGUUCAUCGACGAAAUGGAGAUCACGGAGGAGCGCAACGAAUUUUCACGCGACGAUGAUCCCGCAACAGGAACUUACUCGCUCAUUUUGAAGGAGGUCAAAUCCGAAUUGUCGGGCAAAUAUACGGCCCAGGUCAUCAACGCCCUGGGCACGGCCAAGACCAGCGCAGUCCUCUCCGUUCAAUAUCCUCCCAAAGUUGAGGAGCCAUUGAAAGACAUUUGCAUCGAAGAGGGCAAGAAUGCCACGCUUAAAAUCAAAUGCACUGGACUGCCCGAGCCCACUGUCACCUGGACUAAGGAGGGUGUUGAGGUGGCGGCCGAUGCUCGCAUCAAAUUCAACAAGGAUGCCGACUCGACUUACACGUUGACGUUGAACAAGUGCACCACCCAAGAUCAAGGUCUUUACGGUGUCAAAUUUGCCAAUGCCCUGGGCCAAAUCAGCGCCUCUUGCUGCCUAAGUGUCGACUCCAAACCCAAGAUCAUCUCGGACAACUUGACUGUCAAGGAGGUUUACGAGGAGGAGGAGAUUAUUUUCGAAGUUCGUGCCAGUGGCCAACCUAAACCGCAAGCUCAAUGGACGCUGAACAACGAAACGCUGGUCAAUAGCGAACGUAUUGAAAUCAGUGAGACGACCGACACUUAUACUAUGAAAAUCAACAAGGCAGCCAUGACAGACGCCGGAAACUACGCCAUCAAAUUGACCAAUCGGUUGGGAGAGGAAACCAAGAACACUUCCGUCACCGUUAAAUCCCUGGCCGAACUGCGUGUUCCAAAGAUCUUGCAGGGAUUGAGCGACACUACCGUCAGCAAAGGCCAACAGAUGGAGUUGAAAGUCCGCAUUCGUGGACAACCCAAUCCUGAAGUUGAAUGGUUCAAGGAUGGCGAGGCGUUGGUUGACAACAAGGACUACACCAUCUCUAAAGAUGAGGUGGAGAACGCCUACACUUUGGUGUUGCCAGUAGCCCACGAGUCUCACGCUGGCAACUACACCGUCAAAGCGACAAACGAGCAUGGCUUCGACGAGUCCAGCGCUUCGCUGACGAUCGUGAUGAAACCUGAACUGAGUCACGAACCCGAAGUCAAAGUUGAAUACUACGAGGAGACCAACAUCGAAGUCAAAGUCACCGCCCAUCCCAAAUCCAAAGUCAAAUGGUUGAAGGACGGCAUCCAGAUCAAGUCGACGACAAGCGAACGCAUCAGCAUCACCUGCGAGGAAGGUUCCAACGUUUACAAGUUGAGCAUCCAGGAGACUGUGGCCGAAGAUGAAGGCGUCUACAGUUUUGUAGCCACCAACAAGGAGGGUGAAACGACUGGCGAAAUUAAACUCUCUGUCCACUCGGAGGCUCCCACCUUCUCCACGAAACCCAAGAGCUGUUACGCCAAAGCUGGGCAAACGGCCAAGUUCGAAGGCUGCGUCCAGGGCAUACCUUUGCCCACUAUUUCGUGGCAAAAGGCCGACGAAGUCAUUGUCGAAUCGGAGCGAUUCAAAAUGGAGAGCGCCGACGACGGAACGUUCAGUCUAACCAUUUCAGAUGUCCAGGAAACGGAUUACGCCGAGUACACGGCCAAAGCCACUAGCGCCGUGGGAGAAAAUUCGGCGGCGGCUGAAUUGACACUGACCAGUGAACCAGCAGCUCUUCUGGGCAACAAACUGCCAGUAGCCACUAAAGUAGACGAAGGCGAGCCACUGAAACUGUCAUUGAAAGUGGGCGGAAGUCCCUUGCCCGAAGUCAAAUGGUACAAGGAUGGCAAGGAGCUCAUUCCCGACGAGCGGAUGACCAUCACUUUACUACCGGAUGGAACUGCCGAGUUGGAAAUAGCUUCAGCCGAUUCUGGCAGAGAUUCCGGCCAGUACAAGAUGGUAGCUGUGAACCCAACUGGCGAAGUUAGCAGCGAGACGGCCGUUGAUGUCAAGAAGAAACCCAAGAAGGGCACAAUCGACGAAGCUCUUCCGGAUGCAGUGACGGCCGUGGAAAACGAGCCGUUGAAAUUGACGGCCCGCGUUUCUGGUCACCCCAAACCCGAAGUCAAGUGGAUGAAAGACGGCCGACCUAUUCGCCCUGGCAGCAGCAACGCGAUCUUGUCUCAUCUGCCGGAUGGCACCGUCACUUUGGAGAUUGAAUGCGCCAAACUGGAAGAUGCCGGCAAGUACAGCCUGUCGGUGGUGAACGAUCUGGGCGAAAGCGAAUGUGAAACGGCCGUUGAGAUCCAGCCAGCUCCCUCGGCGCCAUUGUUUGUCUCACCUCUAUUCGCCGUUAAGGGAACUGAAGGCUUCCCCGUGCGGAUGGAGGCUAAAUGUAGAGGCUUCCCUUACCCGGCCAUCACAUGGAUGAAGGAUGGCAAGAAACUAAAACACUUUGCCGGAGACGCCAGCAAGAAACCCGAACCCGAUAGCACGGUGCGUCUGAGCCUUACGUCUGCCGAUCCAUCUGAUGCCGGAGAGUACACUGCCUGCGCCCGCAACAGUUUUGGCGAGGCUAAAUCGUCGGCUAAAAUGGAUAUCCGUCCUCGCAAAUCAGAUGGACCGGAAGCAGCUGCGUCCGUUCUAACCGGACCGCGUGACACUGUCGUCGACGAAGGAUCGCCUCUGAAAUUGUCGGCCGUCAUUGGCGGUAAUCCGAUCCCUGAUGUCUUCUGGUCCCUCAAUGGCGAACUGGUUGACGAUUCCCGUUGCCUGGUGACCAUCGACGGCGAUAAAAUCACGUUGGAAGUUGAGAAAGCGGACAAGAAGAUCGACGAGGGAGAAUACGAAAUCAGUGUGUCCAACGAGCUGGGCACGGCCGAGUCUAAAGCCAAAGUCACCGUCAAGAAGAUCUUCUCUGCUCCUUCGUUCGUACAAAGAUUCUCGGACCUGCAGCAGUUGCCCGGCUACGACUGCAAGUUCAUGGCCAAAAUCAGCGGUCUGCCCAAACCAACCGUCGCCUGGACUUUCAACGGAGAUGAAAUUGCCGAGUCGGAAAAGUACAAGAUCAAACGAGACGGAGAUAUGUGCGUUUUGUUCGUUCGCGACUGCGCUCCCGAUCGGGCCGGUCGCUAUGCCUGCAUCCUAACCAAUGCGGAAGGUGAGGACCGUUGCGAGGCCCAACUGGAAGUGGUGGACAAGAUUGAGAAGAAGGAAAAGGAGGAAGCUCCUCAUUUCUUGAAACGCAUCGGAGAUUGCGAAGUCUACGAAGGAAUGACGGCCAAGUUUACGGCCUGCGCUUCCGGAUUCCCCGAGCCCGAGCACGAAUGGUUCCGCAACGGACAGAAGUUGACGGCUGGCGGGCGGAUGAAAAUGGAAAAAGAGGGCAAUGGCCUUCUGCGCUUGACCAUCAAAUUCGUGGAGGAAGCGGAUGUCGGCGAAUAUUCGUUGCGGGCGUUUAACCGUUCGGGUGAAGCGACAUGCUCGGCCGAAUUGAGUUUCGACACUCUCGACAGCCGACCCAAAAAGCCGGUCGGCGAUCAGUACGCCGAUUUCGACAAAUUCCGCAACACUGGCGCUCCUGUGCCUCUGCCGGAUCGCCCCAUCAUCCAUUUGAUCCACGAUCGCUACCUGACCCUCUCCUGGAAGCCUUCGGUGCCCAUUGGUCCGCGCAUUCCCGUCACUUAUCACGUGGAAAUGUGCGAAUGCCCAGAUGGCGACUGGCAAAAGGUUCGUUCGGGAAUCAAAGGAUGUAGCUGUGACAUCCGCAGUUUGGAUCCGUACCGCGAUUACCGAUUCCGCAUUCGCGUGGAGAAUCAGUACGGAGUAUCGGAUCCUUCACCCUACAAUUCAACCAGCCGGGACAAGCUCUCGCUCGAGCCCAUUGCCCGUCAGCGGUUCCUCGAACCGGGCGUCACCUACAAUCCCGAUAGUUCCUGCUACUUCCCCAAAGACUUUGAUCUUGAUCGUCCUCCUCACGACGGAUACACUCACGCCCCUCGCUUUUUGCGCCAGGAUACGGACGCUCAAUACGGAAUCAAGAACCAAAGCGCUUCGCUCUUCUGGUACGUUUACGGUUACCCGAAACCGACCGUCAAAUUCUUCUUCAACGACGAGCCAAUCGAAAUGGGCGGCCGUUACGACUUCUCUUAUCUGCGCAACGGCCAGCUGACGCUGUUUGUUAACCGCAUGCUGGACAGAGAUGCCGGCAUGUACGAGGCGGUUGCCACCAAUCCGUUUGGUGAGGCCAGGCAGCAAAUUAAACUGGAAGUAGCCGAACAUCCGCGCUUCAUCGUCCGGCCGGAAGAGAACAUCUUCGUCACCCGCAAGCCCGGCCGGCUCCAAUGUCGCAUCACUGGCUAUCCAGAAUGCGAGGUCAAGUGGUACAAGGAUUGGCUCCCAGUGGCCCCAUCCAGCCGCAUCAAGAUGCAGCACAUAAUACCCGACACGUACAUUUUGGUUAUCGACGACGUCAUCAGCAAGGACGAGGGACUCUACUCGGUUGUGGCUCGUAAUCCGGCCGGAGCUGUUUCGGCGUCAGCCAUGAUUCACGUGGAGGACAACGAGGACGAGUUCGCCUACCGCACCUAUCACAGGGGACGAAACGUCAAGGCCAAACAGGUGGACAACAACCGCAUCUUUGGCGAUUAUUACGACCUGGGAGACGAGCUGGGCCGUGGCACGCAGGGAGUGACGUACCACAGCGUGGAGCGAUCCACUGGUCGCAGUUUGGCGGCGAAAAUCAUGACCGGAACUGGACCAGAACUGCGAUCUCGCAUGACGGGCGAAUUGGACAUCAUGAACCAGUUGAGUCACCAACGACUGGUCCGUCUCAUCGACGCCUACGAGACAAAAGAUUCGCUGACGCUCGUCUCCGAAUUGGCCGGCGGCGGUGACUUGGUCGAUGCUGUCACUCGACGACCGCACAUCACCGAAAGUGAUAUCGCCUACUACAUCCGCCAAGUGUUGGAAGGACUUGGUCAUAUGCACAGUCACGGAAUUGCUCAUCUGGGAUUGACGCCCGGCGACCUUUUCCUAACGCGCCCCGAUGGCGAUGAGCUCAAGAUCGGAGACUUUGGACUGGCCCGUCGCAUCUACUCCAACAAAUUGGCGUCUCUCGAUUACGGAAUGCCUGAAUUUGUGGCUCCUGAGACUGCCAACGGCGAAGGAGUCGGUUACCCGGCCGACAUGUGGUCCGUCGGUGUCAUUACCUACUUGUUCCUCUCGGGUAUUUCGCCUUUCAGGGGAGAAACAGACCGAGAUACUCUCCGCCGUGUCCAAGCCGGCCAGAUCAACUUUGAUCCGGAAGCCUUUAGCAACAUCUCCAGCGAGGCCACUGAUUUCGUGACGAAAUUGCUCGUCUUCAAAGCCGAUGGCCGUCUCACUCUCGAGGAGGCGCUGAAACAUCCUUGGCUGAAACAAGCGGAUCGUCGUUUUGCGACCGAUGGACCCUCGGCUUAUUCGAUCCCGACGGAGCGACUCAAGACCUACUACGAGCGUCACUAUCGCGAUUGGUACGGCAACGCGUCCUGCCGCACUUGGUACCGUCGCCGCCCACUCAGCGGCGCAUUCACGCAUCCGUCCUGCAUGGUCUACCCGCCGGGCGAGGAGUACACGCCGAGACAGACACCUGAACCCCGCCGUACAUCCAUCAAAACUGAGAUGAAGAGUUUCGAGCAUCCGGAAAUUGGCGGUGGUGUGGCGUCAAGCGAAAGCCACUACCAGUACGGCCCGGAUACUUAUUUGUUGCAGCUGCGCGAUGUCGACUUCCCAGUCCGCCUGCGUCAGUACAUGAAGGUGGCCGGAAACAGGAGCUCUUCAUUCGCUAUGCGGAUGCAAGACAACGACUACGCCUUGCCGAUGAUUUACGAACGUCGUCGUUUCACGGAUCUUAUGGACGAGCAAAUUGAUGACGAGGCUCGUCGCGCCCGCCGCCAGUUCCGCUACGCCAACGACACCGGCCCGUUGCAGUACUACCACCCGAAUCGUCGGCUCAAAAACGAGCUGGGCGUCCGUGACGAAGCUCACACUGAAGCCGACGCCAUGUUGGAGGUGAAGAGAAACGGCCACGUCCCGUUCAUGCGCGAGAAACCCAGAACGGUGGCCAUGGUGGACAAACAAUCGGUUCAGUUCUCUUGCUUGGCCGUCGGUGAGCCCCAACCGUCCGUCCAGUGGUUCAAGGGUGACCAACUCAUCCUGCCCGAUCAUCGGAUUACAAUCAGCCACAGCGCCGAUACGGGCGUUUCGAUCCUGAAAUUCGAUCCGGCCCACGAUUACGAUUGCGGAAUUUACAAGGCCGUGGCUAGAAACAAGGUGGGCCAGACCGUCGCCAAGGCCCGUUUGGUCAUGGGAGAUAUCCCGAUGGAACCCGACAGUCCGGAAGCCACUGACAUCUCCGACACUGAGAUCCUCCUGCGCUGGAAAGUGCCCAGGCAGGACGGCAAUUCGACCGUCAUCUGCUACAGUUUGCAGCAGAAGGAAGCGACAGCCAACGAGUGGACUGAUGUGGCCGAUAACAUCGACCACGAAUUCUUCCUGGUGCGCAACCUCAGCCCCAACACCGACUACCAGUUCCGUCUGGCGGCUCGCAACAAAUUUGGAUGGAGCGAUAGGAGCAUCGGGACUCAGUCUGUGAGUACCAAGGAGCCGGGAAGUCCUCGCGUGUCCGUCACAAGAGCUAUGAAGUAUCUGCAACAGUUGACCGAAUCUGGCCAGCAGCUGUUCCUGGACGGCACUGGAUCCAUCGACGCUUCUGCCGCCACCGACUACACGGUGGAAAUGGAAGAAAUGAGGAAACCCGUCAAAACCAGCCCGCCCACCGACGACUUGAAAUUCAUUGCCGAAAUCAACCGAGGCCGAUUUUCACUCAUCGCCAAAUGCGCCGACAAGGAAGGCAACCGGAUGUACGCCGCCAAAAUCGUCAAGAAAGACGGUGACAGUCUGCAAGAGAUGAACAUCUUGCGUGGCCUCUGUCACGAACGCAUCGUCUCACUGCACCAGGCCUACGAAAGUGGCGAGUUUCUGGUGUCCGUCUUGGAAAAGUUGCAAGGCGUCGACGUUCUGACUUGUCUAUCGCAGCGUCACGAGUACACGGAAAAUAUGGUGGCAUCCAUCAUCUCGCAAGUGCUGGAUGGACUCCAGUACCUCCACUGGCGCGGUUUGAGUCAUCUCGACCUGCAGCCGGACAACGUCUUACUCAUGUCGGCCCGCAGCAUCGACGUCAAACUGUGCGAUUUCGGCUGCGCCCAACUCACCUCUAAGCUGGGCGGCACAAUGGCCCCUGCUGACCGCUCCUACCUACACUUCACGGCGCCAGAGAUCCUGAACGAGGAGCCGGCUUUCCCGCAGAGCGACAUCUGGUCCCUUGGCGUCCUCACUUACGUCCUCCUGUCGGGCGUGUCGCCAUUCAGCGGCGAGAACGAUGAAGAAACACAGCAAAAUAUUACGUACGUCCGUUUCCGAUUCGAACCUCUUUACAAGGAGAUAAGCAUGGAAGCUACUCGUUUCAUCAUGUUGGUCUUCAAACGGGCGCCAAACAAGCGACCAACAACAGAGGAAUGCCUAGAGCACCGCUGGUUCCAGCCCAGUGAACACAUGCUCAAGAAACGUGAACGGGCUUCUUUCCUCGGCAACAGACUCAAAGCAUAUUCGGAUGAGUAUCACCAACAAAGGAGUCAGCAAUCCACGAAAUGCGAAGAGCUUCUUUCUUCAUUCGGGCUGGGCUUUGGUCGAUCCACCAGCUGCGAGACGGACAUUUUUACAACGUACUGAAAACAACAACAACAGAUCAACAGCGACGAUUGUCAAGCAAAAGGCGUUUCAAAUCUGAUUUUCAAUAUCAAUAUUUUUUGUUUUCACGCUCGUGUCACAUUAUGAUAUGUAACGGUAGUUUUCACAACUUUUCUGGUCACGGUUUUUGGCAAAGUUUUGUCGUUAAAACAAUUUUCAUAUCAAAAGCAGUGAUUAUGUACUAGACUUUCUUGUUUUGGCCUACCAAAAUAAGAAAGAAAAACUGUGUUUACCAUUUA
Molecule: messenger RNA, 12198 nt
Organism: Daphnia pulex (common water flea)
Lineage: Eukaryota; Metazoa; Arthropoda; Branchiopoda; Diplostraca; Daphniidae
Gene: Obsc
Product: obscurin-like
Exons: 35
Coding region: 449-11941 (3830 amino acids)
Biological process (GO): protein phosphorylation
Molecular function (GO): ATP binding; protein kinase activity; guanyl-nucleotide exchange factor activity
Source: RefSeq, a predicted model, not a curated record